Periconia digitata is the source of this 1245-nucleotide messenger RNA. The record is from the annotation of a GenBank genome assembly. Lineage: Eukaryota; Fungi; Ascomycota; Dothideomycetes; Pleosporales; Periconiaceae.
AUGCUCCACUAUUUCAACUUCAGCAAGGCGACGCCGCCAGCGAACGAAUCGCCCGACGCUACCCAAGCUCCAGUGCGAGCUUUGCCCGCAUCAUGGUAUACCUCGACCGACAUGUACAACUUUGAGCGACGAGCCAUAUUCUCCAAACGUUGGAUCUUUCUCACACAUUCUUCCCGCCUCGCCGAGACAGGAGAUUGGCUGCGCUACACAAUUGCCGGUUACGACAUCAUCCUCACCAAAGACCGCGAAGGUACCAUCAAUGCUUUCCACAAUGUGUGUCGGCACCGCGCAUACCCCGUCGUCGAAGGCGAGGAGAAGGGCAAAGCAAAAAUUCUGGCCUGCAGGUAUCACGGGUGGAGCUACGGACUCAACGGCAAACUGGCAAAAGCGCCAGGAUACCAACAAUUCAACGACUUCAAGAAGGAAGAAAACGGGCUAUUACGCAUCCACGUCAAAAUCGACGUCAACGGUUUUGUCUGGAUCAACAUGGACGCAAACAACCCGCCCACAGUAUCCUGGGAAUCCCACUUCAAAUCUGUAGACAUCCAAUCGCGCUACAAAGGCUACGACUUCUCCGAAUACACCCUCUCUCACACAUACUCCCUGCCGGGGCCGUACAACUGGAAGAUCCUAGCCGACAACUUCAACGAGUGCUACCACUGCCCGACGACGCACCCGGACAUCCCGUCGUUCCUGAACCUCGAGUCGUUCGACAGCGCGCUCAAGGACGGGCAUAUCCAGCACCACUGCGCGCCGACCAAGGAGCAAGAAGAAAAAGGCCUGCAAGUGCAUUCGACGUAUUACUUCCCCGCGAGCAGCAUGGUGCUGAGCAGGCACUUCAUCAUGAUCCAGAAGUUCCUGCCCGUCAGCGCGACCGAGUCGGCCAUGAGCUACGAGGUCUUUCGGAACAAGCACAGCUCCGACGAGGAUUUUCAUCUGAUUGCCGAUAUGUAUGAGAGGGUGAUGCGCGAGGAUAAAGUGCUGUGCGCCGCGGCGCAGAAGAAUCUCGAGCGUGGCGUGUUUGUGAAUGGCCAGCUGCAUCCGAGGUAUGAGAAGGCGCCGUUGUUUUUCCAGAGCACCGUCAGGGACGUGUUGAGAGAGCAUCGUGAGCAGGAGAAGAAGGCGGGCAGGGAAAUUUGGCCGGCGAAGAUGGUUGUAGGGCAGGGGAAGGAGGGGAGUGAAGAGGACGAGGAGUUCUGCAGGGGGUUGAGCUGUGGGGAUGAUGGGAAGGGGUUGGAGUGGUGA